Chlamydomonas reinhardtii is the source of this 5618-nucleotide messenger RNA. RefSeq lists its product as uncharacterized. NCBI's taxonomy places the organism in Eukaryota, Viridiplantae, Chlorophyta, Chlorophyceae, Chlamydomonadales, Chlamydomonadaceae. The record is from RefSeq and is a predicted model, not a curated record. The transcript has 5 exons. The coding region runs from base 473 to 4666 and encodes 1397 amino acids.
GUUCCAACCGCUACCGGCCGCUCAGAACUUUCUGCUAGCGGUCGCCGCAGCAGCCUCGGUUGACUAGUUCAAUUUCAAAAUGCGCCAUUGCAUGAAGUAGGGAGCGGCCCACAAGCGCGCUGGAGAUAGACACCAUCUAGACGCAGAACCUCCUACUCCAUCUCGCAGGCCCCAUUUCGAUGGGCUCGGCUGUUCAGCAUGCUUGGUGAAUUUAAUAAAACGACAAGCUGAGCGUAACCCCAGCAACGCCUUGGAAACGCAUGAACUGGGCUCGCUGCGAGCCCUUGCUCGCACGCUGUCAACCCAGCAGACCGCAAACGAAGAUGUGGCAUGCAUAUGUAUGAAUAAGAAUCUCGCUGCAGCACAGAUCUCAGCACACGCUCACCGCGACCAAACACGAGCGCCAGUCAUUUGCGCCUGAACUUUUGGUCGGCGCGAGCGCCGCUACAUUAAGGACCUGACUGUAUAGCAGAUGGCGGCGAUGUGGUCGCAAAAGGGCCUCGCGGCGGGACUGCAUGCGAAGCGGCAGCGUGACAUCUUCGUGCCCAGCGUUCAUCGCAAUGUCGCUUGCGCUGCCUUCAGGACGCACUACGACGUGCUGCGGGUGCACCCACGCGCCAGCCAGGACGAGAUCCGUGCCGCGUUCCGCAAGCUCGCCAAGACGCUGCACCCGGACGUGUCCGCAUCGUACGACAGUGAGGAGGAGUUCAUGCGGGUCAAGGAGGCGUACGACACACUGGCUGACGCGGGCUCACGGGCACAGUACGACAGGGAGCUGCACCAGAUGGGCCGCCCGCAGCCCACCGCCCAGCCCAAGCCGCCGCACACCCCCGGCCAGUCGGUGCUGGGUCGCCGAAUGGGCCGCGCGCGCCCCGGCAGCAGCGGCGCCACGCGCGCCCACCACCAGCACCAGCGCCCGGUGACCAGCGGCCGCGGCCGCACCGUGCGCAACUUCAGCCCGCCCGGCAGCCCCAGCGCCUCAUUCGACGAGGACUCAUGGCUGUCACCGCCGCCGCCCAGCCCCCCGCCCACCACGCCGGUUGGAGCCACCAGCAUGAGGGCGGCUGCAGCAGCCUCGGCAGCAGCAGCAGCUGGCGCCGCGGCCGGCGCUACAGCCGGCGGCAGUAGCAGCAGCAGCGGCGGGGCCGCGGGCACCAGUUUCGGGGAGCGGGCGGGCAGCAGCAGCAGUGGGCGGUUCGUGUCGUUCGGGGAGGAUGCGCGGGCGUCCGUGUGGGAGUCGGCACCGUCCGUGUCAGCCUCGUCGUACUUUGGAGCUGAGCCACGUGGCAACGGCAGCUACUACUGGGACAAUGUUGCUACAGCCGCCGCCGCGGCAGCGGCGGCUGCUACAGCCGGCAGCGGCAGCGAGGACGAGAUGGAGGCGGUGCUGCGCGGCGCGGGCGGGGAGGCGGCGGGUGGGGAGGCGUGGGGUGCGCCCGCCACCGAAGCUGCUACUGCUGCUGCUGCUGCCGCCAGCGGCGGGGCUACCGGCGGUACUGCCGGUGCUGCUGCCGAGUACGCGGAUGCGCCCGCCUACACCGCCCAGCCGCAGUACACAGCGGAUGUCGGUGUGGUGGGCUCCUCGUUCGCGUCCGAUAACCAGUCAGGAUUCUGGGGCAGCGGCAGCAGCAGCAGCUGGGCAGGUGCCGCCGCGGCUGCUACUGCCGAGUCGGAGUCCGCAGCCGGCGUGUCGUUCGGCGGCGGCGGCGCUACUGCAUGGGACGAUGUGCCGUCCACUCCGCCGCCGCCAGCCACGCCGCCGCCGCCGCCGCCGCCGCGGCCCGUCAACCCCUGGUCAUCCUACAUGUCCGCGUUCAGCAUGCCAGCCACAGAUGUGGGCAGUGUCGGCAGUAGCUUUAGUAGCGAGUACGCGGCUGCUAGCGCCGCCUACUCUGGCUCGUCCGAGCCCGCGGCAGCAGCACCGGAGCCGCCGCUCGAGGUCAGCGAGCCCGCGAGCGAUAGCCCAGCAGGAGAAGUAGCAGCAGCAGCGGGCAUAGCUGCUACUGCCGCGGAGACGGCGCCGGCGCCGGCGCCCGCUGCUGCUACAGCCACGGGCAAGGAGGCGGCUGUAGCAAUGGCACGGGCCACGGCGGCGCAAGCUUCCGCCGCCGCCGCCGCCAGCGCGGCAGAGGCUGCGGCGGCGGCGCUGGCCACUGCAUCUAGCUCCGCGGCGGCGGCGCUGGCGGCGGCGACGGAGGCGGCCACGGCGGCGGCGGGCGCGAUGGCCGAAGCGGCGGAGAUGCGCCAGCGGUUGGCGGAGGCGGAGGUCCGUGCGGCGGCGGCGGAGAUGAAGGCGGCGGCGGCGGAGGCGCGUGUGGAGGCGGCGGAGGCGCGGGCGGCGGCGGAGCAGGCGCGCGCGAGCGCCGCCGAGUCCAAGGCCGCGGUGGCGGAGGGCCGCGCGGCGGCAGCGGAGGAGGCCGUGGCGGCGGUGGGGCGGAAGGCCACGCUCGCGGAGUCGCGCGUCGCGGCGGCGGUGGAGCGGGCGGCGGCGGCGGAGGCGAAGGCUGUGGCGGCGGAGGGCAAGGCGUCGGAGCUACGCUCGCGGCUGCAGGCGGUGGGCGCGGAGCUGGCGGAGGCGCGGGCGGCGGAGGCGAGGUCACGUGCCGCGGAGGAGGCGGAGGCGCGCGCGGCGACGGAGGCAGAGGCGGCGGCGGCCCUGGUGGAACAGCGGGCGGCGGCGGCGGCGGCGGAGCUGGCCGCGGUGAGUGCGCGGGCGGCGGCGGCGGAGAGCCGCGCAAGCGCAGCGGAGAAGCGAGUGGGCGAGAUGCGGAUGCAACUGGCGGAGGCGGCGGCGCAGAUGGCAGAGAUGCAACAGGCUGCCGCACCGGCGGCGCCGCCGCGGCCACGGCCGCCACGGCCAUCGGCACGGCCGCCCGCCUCCCCCGCCUCCCCCGCCACGCCCGCCACGGCACCUGGAGCGACUUCAACUUCCCCACCGCCGCCCACUACGGCCGCCGCCGCCGCCACCGCCGCCACCGCCGCCGCCGCCGCCGCCGCCGCCACCCGGCAGCCCGAUGUGGACAGCGGUGCUACCGGGCGGCCAGGCGUGAAGCAGGGGCCGACCGCAGCGGCUGCACAGACGGUAGCAGCAGCACGGAGCGACGGGAGCAGUAGCAGCACCAGCACCAGGGGCGCCAGCGACAGCAGUAGCAACGGCAGUAGCAACGGCAGUGGUAGCGGCAGUAGCAACGGCAGCGGCGCUCGUGCUGGCCAUGCGCAUGGCAGUGGCAGCGUCGCCACCCGCAGUCAGCGGUUCGAGAAGGCGGCUGCUGCAGCGACGGCGGCGGCGGCGGCGGCACAGGGCGCCCCACAGGCCCGACCCGAAACGGCGGCGGCCGGCGCCAGUGGUGGUGGUGGUGCGGCGGCGGCCUCGGUGGCGGCGGAGGCGGCGCAGGUGGCGGAGGUGAUGGCGCGCAUGGCGGAGGCGCACACCCUGUUUGGAGGCGGCAGUAGCAGCAGCGGCCCGAGCAGUAGCACGGCCACCAGCACGACGACAGACGGCAGUAGCAGCAGCAGCCCGGACGCAGUCACGCCGGCACAGGCUGUAGCAGCACCAGCGCCAGCAGAGGUAGCGGCGCCGCCACCGCCGCCAGUGGCGCAGCAGCAGCAGGUUCCGGAGCCGGCGCCGGCGCCUGAGGAGGAGGAGCAGGUGGAGGUGUUCAGCAGCAUCAGCGGCUCGUGGGACGACAGUGCGGACGUGGGCGACUGGGUGGGCGACUGGGGCUGGGACUCCUCCGGAGCCGACGACGACGACGGCGAGCGGGUGGCAGCGCUGGCGCGAGUGGAGGCGGCGCUGGCGGCGGCGGCGGCGGCCGCGGCGGCGGCGGCUGCGGCGGAGCAGCAGCAGCCGCAGGAGCAGAGGCUUGCAGUGGACGCCGCCGCAGAGGACCUGGUGGCGGCAGUGGGAGCAGGUGACGGCGCCACAGACGCCGACCCCCCGGCUGGCGCAGCAGCCGCAUCACGGGAUGACGAGGCGCAGCAGCAGCAGCAACAGCUACAGCCUGAGCUACAACCGGUGCGGGCGGGCAUGGCUACAGCCUCCUCGUCUGGUGAGGCAGGAGCGGCCGGCAUCUCCUUCCACGGGCCAGGUGCGCCAGCCAGCAGCACCGGCAGUAGCACGAAUGGCGGUAGCACCACUGGCAGUAGCAGCGGGGGUGCGGUGUCAUCUGGCACGGGCCGGGGCCGCAGCGGCAGCCCCAUCCAGUCCGCCGGCGUCUACUACACCUCAAGCUAUGAGGGGCUGCUGCGGAGCGACUCGCCAAGCGGCAGUAGCAGCAACGGGGGCAGCAGCGGCAGCAGUAGCAGUGGCAGCGGCAGCGGCAGCAGCACCGCUGCCCGUGCGACGGCUUCCAGUUCGAACGCUGGGCCCGCUGGCGCCGCUGCGAGGCAGCACCCGGGUCCAUCCGGGAGCAGUGGCAGUAGCAGCAGCACCGGCGGCGGCAGUAGCAGCAUCUUCUCGCGGCCGCAUGGCGGCGCCGCGCAGCCCCGGCGCACGCUGCGUGUACGGCACGACCCCGCCGCGAGGCGCAGGGCCGUGAGCAUUUUCGCGGCAAAGGCAAUGACUGGCGGGGCUCAGGCGCCGCUGCGGUUCGCGCUUGGGCCGCGCGGGGGCGGCAGCAGCGGGGCUGGGGGCAGCGCCGGCGCCGGGCCCAACGCGGGUGCUUGAGUGGCGGUCUCGUGGUGCGCGUGGUAAGCACGCGCCGUGCCGUGCGUGCCAUGCCAGCCAGCCGGCCACCGGGAUCUGGUUGCCUGCUUUCGUAUGGGUCAGACAGCGGCUCCCGAUGUACCAUAUCCGCAUGGACGGACGCUGGGCGCGUGUCCAACGGGGCCGCAGAGUUUUGGUGUUAACACGUGCAGUGUGGGUGGGAGGGUAGGUAAAUUCGGAGGUUGCGGCACAAGCGACGCUGAGCCAUUGGUCACGUGUCUAGCCAUUUUGGGAUUUAAAGGUUGGCUCAAACCCCCGCGUGCGUCGCCGGGCGCGCCUGCGGCACACGCAGCUGUAUUUGUAGCGUGCUUUGUGUUUGUUGCAAGAUACUCGAUGUGUGGAUCGUCGCCAACGAGUUAAGCAGCCGCGGAUUUGCCCGCAUCGUGAUCAAGGGCUGCCGUGCAAUUUUGUGAUUUCGCAUGGUCUAAUGUCGUUGUUAUUGUUCAUACCCAUGUGCUGCGAAUGCAGGCAGUCAUAAGAGGCAGACAAGCAGGUAAGGCUGGCGGGUUGCGGUGAAACGCUCUUAGAUGUGGAUUCAAGGAUGGGUAGGCGGCGCGGGGGUCCAGAGGCGGAGAUGAGCGUUGAUAACCUCAGCAAGGGGCUGCGGUAGGUGUCGCGGAUGCAGACGCAAGCGCUUGUGUGCGCCUGCCGAAGAGAUUGUGCGUUGUUUCUGCAGAGAUCUUGCCAGCAGCAAAUUGGCUUGCCCUGCAGACAGUAGGCGUGAAGCGUGAAAGAUGAAUAGGCUGCAUGGCAAGGGGCAGGACGGCGGGCAAAGCCGCAAAAGGAAGUGAGAGGCAGGUGAGGAGCAGGGGCCGAGGCGUCAAGCACCACGUGCACAAGGUGUCCGGUGUUGUCAGUCAUCAGUUGUGUGUUUCUCCGCACGGACUGCACCCCGAUGUAACAGCGGGGACAA